Molecule: messenger RNA, 1274 nt
Organism: Linum trigynum
Lineage: Eukaryota; Viridiplantae; Streptophyta; Magnoliopsida; Malpighiales; Linaceae
Source: the annotation of a GenBank genome assembly
UGUGAAUUAAUCUGGAUAGGAUAGGUAGUGAGUCCCGGUGUUUCUCCCAUAGCUUUCUCCAUUGAAUUUCUCCCGACCAUUUUAAUUUGCUUGUUUUGUUUAAUUAUUUUGCUAUUAGAUAAUAAUUUCAUCAACCAAACCAGUUUCACCUAUAGUUUGCUCCACAAAAUUGAUAAAUCAUAAGGUUGUGCCAGACCCUGAGAGACGAUACUCGGACUUCCGGUUACUACGAGAUAGGAAAUUGAAGCAUUGCGCUUUUGCUCUAUCAAGUUUUUGGCGCCGUUGCCAGGAACUGCCAUAACUUGUUUUUAUUGAUUAUUGUGAGUGAACUAUUUUGAUCUAGGUGUUAGUGUGCAGGUGAAUUUUUCUGGUCUAUCCUCCUCGUGCAUGCCUAGGAGGACGACUGGCAAUUUACUGCCACUAGAUCCGGAGAUUGAGAAGACCUGUCGUCAGAACAAGAAGCAGGUCAAGUUAGGGAAGCAGCCAACCACAACUACUGGGCCUUCCCUAACCCAAGGAGGGCAGGCUUCAUCACCUGUCGUCCCUACACCACCGACACCACCACCACCACCUCGUGACAUUGAGCCUGUCAUCAUGGCAGACGAGGCAUGGGAGCGCUAUAAGGGGCUAUUGAUGAGAUGCCGAAGCCACGGUCUUGAAGAUUGGAACGUGAUCAUCAUUUUCUUCAAUGGAAUCAGAAGGGAGUUUCGGGAUGCCCUUAAUAAUGCUUCACGAAAUGGUUUCACAAGCAUGGAGGCACCAGCAGCAUAUGAUCUAGUAGAGAAGAUUUGUUAAGAAGCCAAUGAAUGGGGUAGUGAGACCAGUAUUCGAAGAAUAGGAGGCUUUCAUGAAGUUGAUAGAGUUACAAGUCUCGAAUCCAAGUUGGAUGCUAAACUGGAUUCCAAGUUUGAUGCACUCGAACAAAGGUUGGCCAAGAUUUCUCUUGGUAGACAAGAGGAGGUUGCUUUAUGUGAACUUUGCGAGGGUGCUCAUCAUAGGGAUAUGUGUCCACUGGGAGCUGCUCAGUUGGAAGAUAUCCAAUAUAUCCAUAAUCCGCGAAGUCAAGGCUAGGGUGGUAUGUAUUCAAACACAUGAAACCCUCAAUGGAGACAUCACCCCAACAUGUCAUGGUCGAAUAAUAAUCCAACUGGUGUCCGAAACAUCCCACCUCCCGGUUUCCAGCAACAACAACCUCAACCAGAGAAAAAGCCCCAGCCGGAGGAGUUGAUUUUGGCUCAUAUGCAGAAAACAUACAAUAAUUUCAAGGGUCUUGA